AUGACCAACGCCGUCAACCUCGACACGGACGUCAUCGCCCGUGCCGGUCUGGCCGACCCUGAGCACAGCAACCCCGGCAAUAAGUCCCUUGAUGUCUCCCGUGAGAAGGAGACCCUCAAGGAGACCCUCGAGGCUCAUGACGCCAACUCGAGCUCCGACGAUGAUGAGUGGUGGCCCGACAAGCCUACCGAGGAGGAGCUGCGCACUCUGCGCCGUGUCUCCGGCCCCAUCAAGUGGUCCAUGUGGACGAUCGCCUUCGUAGAACUGUGCGAGCGUUUCUCCUACUACGGAUCCUCGGUGCUCUACACCAACUUCAUCAAGAACCCUCUCCCCGAUGGAUCCACCACCGGCUCUCCCAUCAUCACCGAUGGCAAGCCCGGUGCUCUGGGCAUGGGUGCCAGAGCCGCCCAGGCUUUGACCCUCUUCAACCAGUUCUUCGCCUACCUCAUGCCUCUUCUUGGUGCCUGGAUUGCUGAUGCCCGCAUGGGUCGUUUCUGGACUCUCCACCUGGCCAUUGGUAUCUCUACCAUUGCCCACGUUAUCCUCGUCAUCUCUUCCAUCCCCGACGUCAUCGUCAAGCCCGACGGAGCCUUCGCUGCCUUCAUCAUUGGUCUUCUCUGCCUCUGUGUCGGUACCGGUUUCUUCAAGGCCAACGUCUCUCCCCUGCUUGCUGAGCAGAAUGAGGACAGCCGCAUGCGUGUUGAGGAGCGCAACGGCGAGCGUGUCAUUGUUGACCCCGCUGUGACCAACACCCGUGUCUUCCUGUACUUCUACUUCUGUAUCAACCUGGGUUCUUGCAGUGGACAGAUCGCCAUGGUCUGGGUCGAGAAGCUCCACAGCUUCUGGCUGGCCUUCCUCAUCCCCACCAUCCUGUUCCUCACCUCCCCCUUCGUUCUCUGGUCCCAGAAGAAGAAUUACAAGCUCACUCCCCCCACCGGCUCCCUGCUCUCCAAGUUCCUGCGCAUGUUCUGGUACGUCCGCAGCCGCUCCAAGGCCUUCAAGUUCGACUGGGAUGUCGCCAAGCCCUCUGGCAUCCCCACUGCUGAGCGCCCUGCCUGGAUGACCUACGAUGACGCCUGGGUCGACGAAGUCCGCCGUGGUCUCAUGGCCUGCAAGGUCUUCCUCUUCCUGCCCGUCUUCUUCCUCGCCUACAACCAGAUGACCGGUAACCUGACCAUUCAGGCCGGCACCAUGGAGCUCCACGGCGUCCCCAACGAUAUCAUCCAGAACCUCAACCCUAUCUCUAUCGUCAUCAUGGUCCCCAUCUUCGACCACGUCGUCUACCCCGGCCUCCGCAAGAUCGGCCUCUCCGCCACCCCCAUCAAGCGUAUGACCGCCGGUUUCAUCGUCGCCGCCCUCUCCAUGGUCGCCGCCGCCGUCAUGCAGUACUACAUCUACGAGAUGAACCCCGACUGCGGCUGGUACGUCACCGACGGCAAGUCCCCCAAGACGGGCGAGACCUGCCCCCCCGCCCCCAUCAACGUCUGGGCCCAGUCCCUGCCCUACAUCCUCGUCGGUAUCGCCGAGAUCCUCACCAACGUCACCUCCUACGAGUACGCCUUCUCCAAGGCCCCCGAGAACAUGAAGUCCCUCGUCAUGAGCGUCAACCUCUUCAUGAGCGCCGUCUCCGCCGCCAUCGGCCAGGCCUUCGUGCCUCUCUCCGGCGACCCCCUCCUCGUCUGGAACUACACCACCGUCGCCUGCAUCGCCUUCGUUGGUGGUGUUGCUUUCUGGUUCUCCUUCCGCCACCUCGACGCCGACGAGGACAAGUGGAACAUGCUCAAGAAGUCCGAGUACCUCGGACAGAACCAGCCCACCGAGACCGCCGCCUCCAAGCAGGUCGAGGCAUAA
Clonostachys rhizophaga is the source of this 1851-nucleotide messenger RNA. The record is from the annotation of a GenBank genome assembly. NCBI's taxonomy places the organism in Eukaryota, Fungi, Ascomycota, Sordariomycetes, Hypocreales, Bionectriaceae.